Neurospora tetraspora is the source of this 1270-nucleotide messenger RNA. RefSeq names its product 60S acidic ribosomal protein P0. NCBI's taxonomy places the organism in Eukaryota, Fungi, Ascomycota, Sordariomycetes, Sordariales, Sordariaceae. Gene Ontology annotation, biological process: cytoplasmic translation; ribosomal large subunit assembly; ribosome biogenesis. Gene Ontology annotation, cellular component: cytosolic large ribosomal subunit. The coding region runs from base 113 to 1054 and encodes 313 amino acids. Gene Ontology annotation, molecular function: structural constituent of ribosome; large ribosomal subunit rRNA binding. The transcript has 3 exons. The record is from RefSeq and is a predicted model, not a curated record.
CCGGCUUCCAGAAUCUCUCCUCCGGUCCAUACCAACUCCAAUUUCACCACCAAAUCAAUCAAGAGAACUCCUCUUGCCCUUAAACAUCCUGCCUUCGUGCUAAAAAGAAGAUAUGGGGGGCAAGUCUGCUAACAAGGCCGGUUACUUCGACAAGCUGAAGGGCUUGUUGGAGGAUUACCGGUCCAUCUUCAUCGUCUCCGUCGACAAUGUCAGCUCUCAGCAGAUGCACGAGAUCAGACAGUCCCUCCGCGGUGAGGCUGUCGUCUUGAUGGGCAAGAACACCAUGGUUCGCCGUGCCCUCAAGACCUUCGUCGUCGACACCCCCGAGUACGAGCGUCUUCUCCCCUUCGUCAAGGGCAACGUUGGUUUCGUCUUCACCAACGGCGACCUCAAGGAGGUCCGUGACAAGAUCCUCGCCAACAAGGUCGCUGCCCCCGCCCGUGCCGGUGCUAUCGCCCCUGCCGAUGUCUGGAUCCCCGCCGGCAACACCGGUAUGGAACCCGGCAAGACCUCGUUCUUCCAGGCCCUCGGUGUCCCCACCAAGAUCGCCCGUGGUACCAUUGAAAUCACCACCGAUCUCAAGCUCGUUGAGGCUGGCGCCAAGGUCGGCCCCUCUGAGGCUACCCUGUUGAACAUGCUCAACAUCUCUCCCUUCACCUACGGUAUGGGCAUCGCUCAGGUCUACGACCAGGGCAACACCUUCCCCUCUGAUGUCCUCGACAUCUCCGAGGAGCAGCUCCUCAAGGCUUUCUCCACUGCCAUCACCACCAUUGCCAGCCUCUCGCUCGCUCUCAACUUCCCCACCCUUCCCUCCGUCAUCCACUCCGUCGUCAACGCCUACAAGAAGGUUCUUGCCGUCGCUGUCGAGACCGAGAUCAGCUGGCCCGAGAUCGAGCAGCUCAAGGACCGCAUUGCCAACCCCGACGCUUAUGCUUCCGCCGCUCCCGCCGCUUCCACCGAGGCUGCCCCUGCCGCUGGCAAGGCCGAGGAGAAGGAGGAGGAGAAGGAGGAGUCUGAUGAGGAUGAUGGCGGCUUCGGCGGUCUCUUCGACUAAAUGUCUCCCUGACUUCUUGAUUGAAGUGUUUGAGGGGCGGCAAAGUUGGUUUAGGUUGGGUAAAGAGACGAAUAAUCUUGGCCCUCAGCUACAUAGAUCAUUUGCUGCUCAAUUAAGCACAUCAUAUUGGUGGUCUCCUUCUGAUGAGUCUGUUUGCAAUCUUGAUGAAACUGUGCGGGUACAUGUGAAAAUGUCCUGCUUGUUUUCUCAAAUCCA